Anneissia japonica is the source of this 2623-nucleotide messenger RNA. RefSeq names its product cytochrome P450 4V2-like. Lineage: Eukaryota; Metazoa; Echinodermata; Crinoidea; Comatulida; Comatulidae. Bases 7 to 1218 code for a protein of 403 amino acids. Gene Ontology annotation, molecular function: oxidoreductase activity, acting on paired donors, with incorporation or reduction of molecular oxygen; monooxygenase activity; heme binding. The record is from RefSeq and is a predicted model, not a curated record. The transcript is spliced from 10 exons.
UACAAGAUGGUCAUUGAUUGGUGUAAGGACUUCCGAGAGCAUGGAAUGAUUUGUCUCUGGAUUGGAUGGAUUCCAUAUAUAAUUAUCUUCAAGGCCGAGUUGUUAGAGCCAAUUUUGAAGUCAAACAAACAUAUAACUAAAUCAGACGAGUACAGUUUUCUUCAUCCUUGGCUUGGAAGAGGACUUCUGACAAGUAAUGGAACGAAAUGGCAAACACGGCGCAAGAUGUUAACGUCAGCAUUCCACUUCCACAUUCUAAACGCUUUUAUGCAGGUGUUCAAUGAAAAGGCUGAAAUUUUAGUGGAAAACCUGGAAGAGAAAGCAAAGGGAAAUGCAUUCAACAUUAGUCCCAUCCUGGCAAAAUGUGCGCUGGAUAUUAUAUGUGAGACUGCAAUGGGUGAAUCCGUCAAUGCUCAGACAGAUAGCGGGACGAUUGUGAGAAUCACUUACUUGAUUAUGAAAAGGCAGAGAUCUCCAUGGAUGUGGCCUUACUUCUUGUUCAGGAUGUUUCCAUCUGGAAUAGAACAUGCAAAAUGUCUGAAAAUACUACACAAAAUGACAACGACGGUGAUUGAAAAUCAUGCUAAAGAAUUCAAGGAGCUAUUAAAGAAACAGAAGGCAGAGGGUGCUCUUGCAUCUUUGGAACCUCAAACUAUAGGAAAACGAAAGCGACUUGCAUUUCUAGAUCUGCUAUUGUGUAUGCAUUUUGAGGAUCCAUGUUUUACAUUCAGUGACAUACGUGAAGAAGUGGACACUUUCAUGUUUGAGGGACAUGACACCACUGCAGCUGCUGUCAAUUGGGCAAUGUAUUUGCUAGGCUCAAAUCUGGAUGUCCAAAAACGUCUUCAUGAGGAAUUGGACGGUGUAUUUGGGAAUGACGGUGUUAAAAUUCCUGAAAAUACUCAUGCCUUUGUGCUGACAGCUGCCCUACAUCGUGAUGAACGUUUUUUUCCAGAUUCAGAAAAGUUUCUCCCUGAAAGAUUUCUGCCAGAAAACUCUGUUACAAGACAUCCAUUCGCCUACAUACCAUUUUCUGCUGGCCCAAGAAAUUGUAUAGGUCAGCGAUUUGCAACAUUUGAAGAAAAAGUGAUUCUUAUCCAUGUAUUUCGAAAGUUCAAAGUUGAAUCUUUGCAAAGCUUUGAGGACCUGAAGCUUCAGGCACAGCUUAUUCUCCGACCGUCCACUGGAACCAUAGUUAAACUAAUAAAGAGGAAUUAAAAUGAGAUACAAUCGCCUUCUAUUUUAAAGAAAUUUUGGCUGUUAAAACACAAUCCAUUUCUAAAAAAUAGACUUAACUUCUAAAGAAUAGUCAUUGUGUUUGAGGCACACAGAUUGUUUAAAAUAUUGUUCAUAUAGCAUCUUUGAUCUUUACAUAAAACAUUUUAAUAUGAUUAAUUAAAAUCUCUGCAUUAUGAUAUGAUAUAUACAAUACAAGCAGAUAUGUGUGGGUCAUAGGGUAAAUAGGCUGGCCUCCCCAGCAGGGCCAGAACAACAUAGGGGCUUUUGGGGCGCCAGGACCAGUGACAUAUCUAGGAGGAGCAUGCCCCUCCAGAAAUUAUUCGAACCCCUUACAGCCUCUCCAAAAAAAAUGAUGACCAAGUAGUUAAAAAUCACCUAAAAUCACCUUAUUUUGCGAAUUAGCACCCCUCAGCCAAUUAUCGAACACCCCACUUCACCUUUGCGCCCCCCCCCCCCGAUCAGCACCCCUAUUUUAAGACUUCAAAAUACGCCACUGACCAGGCCCACAGGCCCCAAUAAGGACAGAUAGGCUAGGAAACCACUGGAGAAAUCACCGAAAAUUUGGUUAUGUUUUAGCCACCAAAUAUUUAGGCCCACUUGCAAUUAUAGCCCCAGGCGCCACAGCCAUUUAAUACAUACAUGUCCCCUAGACCUCUCCCCAUUUUUACUCUACCUAGACACGCAUCCAGAUCCGCCAUUAAAUAUGAUGAGUGGUUCUCAACAUAGUUGGUGUCAUGCUGCUGUAAAUUAGUCCAGCACAAUAACCACCCUGACAAAAACCACCCAAAGAGGAAUAUACCAAGGGUGGACAAUAUUCAUUAAUGUAUUAAAACUUUACUACAAAUUAUACAUUUGAAGUUACCAUAAAGUUUGGAAGUUAAGUGUUGUGUUUAAAUUAUUAAAAUAAUGGCAAACUUUUAGCACAGUAAUUGCUGAAAUCUAAAAUGCUUAUUAACUUAAAUGCAUGUUGUCAAAAGAAUUAAUGAAUUAAAGGCGUAUAAUAGGAAGUCACUAUCCUAUUGUAAUGCUAGAUAAAAACAAGCCCACCCAACAUUGUCCACCCCACAAACCACCCACUUUAACAAUAGUAUAAUUCAUUUUGGGUGGUUUAUGUCCGGGUGGUUAUUGUCCUGGGUGGUUUUUGUCUGAUUACCGCUUAUGUAUGCAUGUUAGAAUCAUACAUCAUUUUUAACCUGCAGACAAUUAAUAUAGUUUUAAUUAAAACAAAUUCAUGAUUCACUCUAUGUAAUGUUAUUUUUGAAUGAACAUUAAUUACAAUUCAGUUGAUUUUUUUAUUGAUAAUUACCAUCAUACCAUUUUUUUGUAUUGUUACAAAAGUGCUUCUCUGUGAUUAUAUUGAUUAAACAGAGCAUAACAUUUCUAA